Drosophila pseudoobscura is the source of this 2155-nucleotide messenger RNA. RefSeq lists its product as uncharacterized. NCBI's taxonomy places the organism in Eukaryota, Metazoa, Arthropoda, Insecta, Diptera, Drosophilidae. Bases 840 to 1943 code for a protein of 367 amino acids. The record is from RefSeq and is a predicted model, not a curated record. The transcript has 3 exons.
ACAGUUGGCAACGAAUCGUGUUAGCGGGCGGACAAAAGCGGAGCUGGCAGCAAUCUCAGCUGAUCGCAGGGCACACAGAAAAGAGCGAGACGGACGUCAGAUAUCCGCAUAAGAAAGAGAGAGAGUGCGAGAGCGAGAGAGAGAGAGAGAGAGUCAACAGAAUUCUCUGUUUUGGUUCGCGUUGUGCGGCAGCGAAAAGUGGCACAGUGGCACGCACUUAAAUGUCACUUGGUGGAGGCCUGUGGGGCGUAAGGCAGGGCCAGUGGCAGUGGCAGGGGCAGGGGCAGAGCCAGGGGCGUCAACUGGGAACUGGGAAUGGGAGCUGCGAUCAUCUAGAUCAGGGAGCGAUUCCACCUAAAAAUAGAUGGAGGGAGGAACAUGAAAGAGAACGAAGCCAAGUGAGUGAAUGCAAGGAAAAAGCCAAAAAUAAUUGAAAGCGUGGGCAGGAGGACAGUAAAAUCCACAUAAAAAGAACACACACACAGAACAAGCGAGAAAAGUACAGCUCAAUAUAAGAGGAAAACAAAAUUCGAAUUUGAAAUUCUUUAAAAAACAAAAGCCAAAACUUAAAAACUCCAAAAAAGAAAAACAAAAUCAAGUGCCAAAGUAGUGCCCCCCCAAAAAGACUGAUCCACCCAUCGAGUGUCCACUGUGAACACAUAGUUGGGAUAAACAAUAAAUUGGCCAGAGGCCAACCAAAAGAAGCAACGAAGAAACGAAGAAGCGAAGAUCAGAGCCAGCGGAAGAUCAAACAGUCAACAGACAGCCAACAGGUGGAAGGAAGACCCCUAAACGUAUCCGAAUCCCCCUCUCGAGAGAGUUCCAGUCCAUGCCUUGGGAUGUCCCAGUCCCAGUCCCCAGACGAGGAGCAGGAACAGGCAGAGGAGGCCGAUGCCGAUCCGCUGGCCAAUCUGCUCAGCCUCCAGUUACGCAAGCCCCCGCACUGGAACUGGGAGCUGAGCACCUCCCGCAGUUGCAGCAACAUCGCCCUGCCACGCAUCCUGCUGUACGACCACACGGGCGCCCUUCUAGUCGACGCCCACAGCGGCAGCGAGCAGACCUAUCGAUCCACCGAUCCGCCACAGGGACAGCGAGAGCCGCAGAGGAUCCGCCGCAAGAGAUCGGCCACCUCGAAUCUGAGCGGCUGCUUGGCACGCGACCUCCAUGGCCUGCAUAUCGCCGAGGCCACGCCGAGUCCGAGCAGGAGCAGGAGCCGGGAGCAUUCUCACACGGGCAGCGGCAGUUGCAUUGAGAUCAACACCCACGAGCUGCCCAACUGGGAGCCCGGCAGUGGCAGUGGCUGGGGCAGCGGCAGCUCCCGUCGCUCCAGCUCGCUGCGGGGCGUCCGAUUCCUGGAGUCCCCCAAGCCGCUCGUCGAGCAGGAGGAGGAGGUGGAGGUGGAGGUGGAGCUACCCGUGUAUCCAACGCCGCCGUCCACAUCCACGACCACCAUGACCACCACCACGGCGAACUCGUCGUCGUCAGGGCCGCGAGAGAAGCGGCGCUACCGGCGCUCCCACAGCUCCAUUUUGGAGCGGUUCAGCCUCUCGCGUGGGCGCCACUCAUCGCGCUACUAUCUGCGGACCAGCAAGGCGGGCACCCUGGUCAUCCGGGAGGAGAGCUUCAGCCGGAUGCGACAGCGCCGCCGCAGGCCGCCAAAGCACUCGUCCAGCGAGAACAUCCUCCAGGAGCGUUCGGAGAGUGCCCAGAGUGCCGUGCAGGUCACGACACGGAGGCGCCAUCAGGAGGCGGCGGCAGCGGCUGCCAUCUCCACCUCUGAGGAGGAGGAGCAGCGGGAGGAGAAGCCCCGUCACAGCCACGGGCGACAGUCGCGCGGCAGACGAACGCAGCGCAGCUGCAUCAAGGAUGUGGCCCAGGAGCUCAUCACGGUCGAUCCCGAUAAUUGUGUCUAUCGUGCGGCGCCGGGCGCCACAGCACGCUAGAAAAAGGAAAGCACGGAAGAAGGUCGUCCACAAAAAAGAGAUGGAAAAUGUGAGAAGAAAGUCCACAAUAAAUGAAGUGAGAGAGAGGGAGAGAGAGAAGGAAAAAGAGAGAGUAUGGAAAAAAGUAGAAAAAAAACUAGAGUUCCUCCUUGUGAUGUAAGUCGAUAAAGAUGUACACUAGAUGAAUAAAAAAUGCAAUAUAUAUAAAACAA